CUCAUCCGUUCCCGUCCCCGUUCGCCCCUCGCCGACGCCAAGUUGCAUUGACUCCCCUCCUCCCCGGUCCCCCACCGCCCCUCCGGCCAUGGAUGUGGACGGGCCCACCACCACCGCCACCGCCACCGCCACCGCCACCGCCAAGCCCGCCUCCAAAGGCGAGGCCCGCGAGGUAGACGUCGGCGAGGAGGAGGACACGCUCGCCGGCGUCCUCCGCAGCUUCGUCGACGGCGUCUGGCACCCCGACGAGCACGAGCCGCUGCUCCGGCGGCUCCGGGCGGCGUCCUGCGAGGCCGCGCCGCGGCUGAGGGGCGCGUCCCGGAACUCCGCGCGGGACCUGCUCGAGUGGACCAGGCGGGGCAGCGGCCUCCGCGCCAUCCUCGUCAUCUCGGUCGGAACAAUCACUCUUAUAGCAUUGACUGGCCUUCUGAUCUUCAUGUUCUUCCUGUUGGUUGCCACUGCUAAUGCGGUCAUCGUCUCAGUCCUGAUGUCACUGGCUGCUGCUGGAGGAUUCUUGGCUAUCUUCUUUGCUUGCUUAGUUGCAGUUUAUAUUGGAGCAGUAUCAGCUGCUAUCUUUGCCAUUUCUGCGACUGUCAUAUCAGCAGUUGUUGGAGUUAUGAUUGCUACCGGUUGGGUUGGGUUCUUCUGGAUGAUCUGGUUCGCCGCAAGGAAGAGCAUGGACCUGACGAAGCACUCCAUUGGCGUGACGAGCUCGGCGAUCCAAUCGUACUCGGCGUCCCGGCAUGUGAACCAGAAGCCUGUCGACUGAGUUUAGUUGGUUGCAUCCUGUAUGAAGCCCGCCGGUGUAUCUAUGUGAAUUACGGUUUGGCUGUUUGUAAGAGUGGUUUGGCUGUUUGUAAGAGUGUAGAAGACGGCACCUCUGUUUCUCUCGGUGACUAGCUGUAUAAUACUAGCUCUGAAAUUUGGCAGCCUGUACGUUGGGCAUCGCGGCCAAUGCUGUUCUGUUUGGGAUAGUGAGCAGAUAAAUUUUCUAGUGAAUAGGGGUCAUGUGUACAUUGUGCAGGUACGCAGUAUGUACAUGUCCUUUAUGAGUGAACAAUAAUAAUUUCAUUGUCUU
Sorghum bicolor (sorghum) is the source of this 1078-nucleotide messenger RNA. RefSeq lists its product as uncharacterized. Bases 89 to 769 code for a protein of 226 amino acids. Lineage: Eukaryota; Viridiplantae; Streptophyta; Magnoliopsida; Poales; Poaceae. The record is from RefSeq and is a predicted model, not a curated record. The transcript is spliced from 3 exons.